Aspergillus puulaauensis is the source of this 1851-nucleotide messenger RNA. RefSeq lists its product as uncharacterized. The coding region runs from base 1 to 1851 and encodes 616 amino acids. The transcript has a single exon. The record is from RefSeq and is a predicted model, not a curated record. Gene Ontology annotation, molecular function: DNA-binding transcription factor activity, RNA polymerase II-specific; zinc ion binding. Gene Ontology annotation, biological process: regulation of DNA-templated transcription; response to xenobiotic stimulus. Lineage: Eukaryota; Fungi; Ascomycota; Eurotiomycetes; Eurotiales; Aspergillaceae.
AUGGAUGAUCAAGAUCUAGUACACCAGAGAAAGCGCCGUCGGGCCAAGGUCGCCUGCGACCCAUGUCGCGAGAGGAAGCGAAAGUGCGACGGCCGCCAGCCAUGCGGGACGUGUACGCGACUCGAGUAUGACUGCAGUUACAAGGGAAUGGCAGUUCAAGUGAGAAAUAUACCGUCGGCAUCGUCAAAUAGUUUUGGAGCUGCAAUAGAAUCAUCGGCUUCCACGGGCCAGCCAGAUGAGAGGAGGAAGAGGAAGCACCAGUCCAGUGCCCCCGGAGUCGAUGUGCACCGCCAUGUCCAGCUGCUGGAGGCCAAUUCAGGCGCCGCAUUCGUCAGGAAGCUCGGACUGCAUAUUGAUCCUUCGAAUGCGCCUCGGCUGCAUCUGUUUGCGUGGAAUACCGGAGAGCGCCUGGCGAGAUGCGCACCAGGGGCUGUCAGGCCGGUGAUAAGCAUGCUGACCGCAGCGGAGAUGACUCGCCUCGCCCUGAUUUACUUUGACAAAGUCGCCGAAACAUACGGGUUUAUAGAUCGCAGCCUCUUCUUCAAGCGACUGCAUGCCAGAUGGAAUACCUCAGGGUCCAAUACAGCCUACGACUCUGUCUUCUGCGGCGUCGCGGCCCUGGCGUUGCACUUCUCAGAGCGCUUCCCCAUGGCCUUCGAGCCCGAUCUCGUCGAGACCGCAAAGACCCUCCUGGAGCAGAACUCCCUGCAAACGCCACCCUCCGUCGACACAGUCAAAGGCUGGAUCCUGCGCGUCGCAUACCUCCGCAUGACCUCCACACCGCACGCAACAUGGCUCGCAAGCUGCUCGCUCAUGCACGUCGCCGAAGCCGCCAACAUCCACCUCGAAGGACACCUAGAGACCGUCUUCAACGACAACCCGUCCGAAACAAUCGCACUCGAUCUCCGCCGCCGCCUCUGGGGUCUCGCGCAGCACUUCAACAUCUGGGCCUCCUUCGACCUCGGCCGCAGCAGGAUCACCCUCUCCGGCGCCUGCACCACAAAGCCAGUCGACGCCGAGCCAGCAGCAUCAGCAUCAGCAUCAGAAGCACCCCCAGGAUCCAUAGGGACACCAGGAGACUCCACCUCGCAAAUCCUCUCCCUGGUCCCACUAACUGAGCGUCUAGAUCCCAACAAGCCGCGCUCCGUCGAAGAGCUCGAAAACGACAUCAUCCAAGUCCUCGCCGAGGCCCGCGGCGCUCCUACCGCCACCAUGUCCCAGGUGAACCUCAUGCUAUGCAUAUUCCGACGCCUCCGUGCGCAGGGGUCCAUCGAUACACUACAUCCACACAUGGACCGCAUCAUCGCCCUGGCGAUGAAAGGCCUGGACGCGUCGCUGUCUAUGGUGGCUAGUUACAGUCCCUGGCAUCAUGCGGCGAAUAUCCCGUUCCAGGUUGUUUGUCUGUUGCUGGCGAUCGAUAGCCAGGCGUCGCUGGGGCUGUUGGGGAGGGCGAUGGGGGUGUUGAGGGCGGUUAGGGAUCGGUGGGAUAGUGCGGUUAUGCGCGAGGCGUACAGCACGGCUGUGUUGUUGGUUUAUUUGCAUCAGAGGCGAAAGGAGGACGAUGCGAGGAGUUUGAGGGGGGUGUUGGAGGUUUAUUCUACCACGGCUUCGACGCCUGGGGAGCUUGGGUCGGCGUCUGCGUCGGCGUCUGCGUCUGCUGGGUUGGAUGCGGAUAUGGGAAUGGGAGGGGCUGAAAUUGGGGUUGAUGCACCGCAGCAGGACUGGACGGCGGCGUAUGCGGCGGAGGUUUCGUGGUUGGGGAAUCUGGUGUCUGAUAUGCCGGCGUUGAGGGAGAUUGAUGUAGAGCAGUUCUUGAUGCAGCCUGGUGGUGGAGGUGGAUUCUCAAUAUGA